Molecule: messenger RNA, 1272 nt
Organism: Hyaloscypha bicolor E
Lineage: Eukaryota; Fungi; Ascomycota; Leotiomycetes; Helotiales; Hyaloscyphaceae
Product: glycosyltransferase family 32 protein
Exons: 4
Coding region: 1-1272 (423 amino acids)
Biological process (GO): protein N-linked glycosylation
Cellular component (GO): mannan polymerase complex
Molecular function (GO): alpha-1,6-mannosyltransferase activity
Source: RefSeq, a predicted model, not a curated record
AUGAUCAGCUACAGCCUCCCCGCCUCGAAACGCCGGCGACAGCCACUGAUCCUCGCCCUGCUGCUCCUUAUCGCGCUCUGGUCGUGGCACUCGACGCGCAGCGUCAAGGCCACCCGCGACGAGGGCUUCUACCCCGAACGCUACCCGCUGGCCUGGAAACAUGUGUCGUUGGCGAGCACCCGCAGCGGAGCCUGGUACAUCCCCCCUGAGUGGCUAGACCCCUCGGAGCCUGCCCCGAGGAAUAUCCUCGAGGCGGCCCAAUUGGCGCAACGCUUGGCUGUCAAGGGGAACCAUAAUAUCCCUUACUCCAAGAUUCCCUUGAUCAUCCAUCAGACGUGGAAGGAUACGGAUCUGGUCACGUGGAAGCCGGAUGUGCUCGAGGGGGUCGAGAAGUGGCUGACUUAUGCGACGGCGGCGGGGAAUGAGAGCAUGGCUUAUUUCUUGUGGCUGGAUGAAGGGUGCAGGCAGCUGGUCUCUGGGUUGCAGCCGGAUCUGGCGGAGUACGUGGAUGCCAUGCCAUUGAUGGUGGAGAAGUCGGAUGUGUUCAGGAUUCUGGUCGUGAAGUUGAUUGGUGGAGUUUAUGGAGACGUCGACACGCUCCCACUCCGGUCACCAGCGUCGUGGCUUGACGAGAAGGACGUUUCCGCCUGGACGGACCCCCAAACGGGCACGACUUACAGCACCAUUGCCAGGGGGUCAUCAGUAAAGCAACCGAUUGAACUUAUCCUAGGCAUCGAAGGAGACAACAGGCCCGACACCGACGACUACUGGCGAAUGGGCUACAACUAUCCCGUCCAAUUGACGCAAUGGGCACUUGCCUCUGCACCAAACCAUCCAAUUCUCAAAUCGUUCGUCUCGAACUUUGCCGCGAUGGUGAAAGAGGUGACUCGUCCUUACGAGGGAGACCCCAAGGCGAUAAAGAACGCCUUGUACCGUGUGGAUCCGAUAGAACUUACAGGCCCUGCGGCCGUCACGCUGGCCACGAAAGAGUGGUUGGAGAAGGAGACAGGGUUGAGGUGGGAUGCACUGACAGGGUUGGUGGAUCACGGGCGAAGUAAGGCGGUGGGAGACACAUUGAUAUUCCCUAUCACAGCGUUCAGCCCAGGGCGAGGCAAAUGGCACGGCAUGGGCUCGAAACCCAUCACUGAUCCCGACGCCCGGGUCCUGCACCGUGCACAGGGCAGUUGGAAGAGGCCCAACCUGAAAGUAGAGUUCGGGAAGUUCUGCAGGACCGUGUUUGGUGGCUGUAGGGAUUGGUCGAGAGUACCGUGA